Molecule: messenger RNA, 909 nt
Organism: Pollicipes pollicipes
Lineage: Eukaryota; Metazoa; Arthropoda; Thecostraca; Pollicipedomorpha; Pollicipedidae
Product: F-box only protein 9-like
Exons: 4
Biological process (GO): SCF-dependent proteasomal ubiquitin-dependent protein catabolic process
Cellular component (GO): cytoplasm; SCF ubiquitin ligase complex
Molecular function (GO): protein binding
Source: RefSeq, a predicted model, not a curated record
GACCUGCCCACCGAGGUCAUCCAGCUGAUCCUGCGCUGGGUGGUGUCGGCUGACCUGGACAUGCGAUCGCUGGACAGGCUGUCACUCGUGUGCCGCGGCCUCUAUCGGCUCUGCCGGGACCCAGCCCUCUGGAAGCGCAUCUGCCGCAGGGUGCUGGGCGCCGGCUGCGCCGAGGCCGGCCUGCAGACACCGUGGCGCGAGCUGUACUUGUCGCGGCCGCACCUGCACUUCCCCGGCUGCUACGUCGGGCGCGCCUCCUACAUCCGCAGCGGCGAGAACAACGGCUACCAGGACUCGAGCUACCGGCCCUGGCACAUCGUGCACUACCAGCGCUACCUGCGCUUCUUCCCGGACGGCGUGGUGCUGAUGCUGACGUCUGCUGACGAGCCGGUGCUGUCCAUGCCGCAGCUGAUCAGGCGGCCGCCGCGCUCCGGGCCGACCAUCAGCGGAAACUUCUGGAUCAAGGGCGACCUGCUGGUGGCGGUGCUGAUGUUGCCGCGCGACAACGGCCGGCGCAAGGCGACGCGCGCCAGGCGACGCGAGAACCUGCAGUACGACCCCGGCGAGUCGAUGAUGCACAUGGAGCUGAAGAUGCUACCCUUCCGGCUGAAGUGGCAGUCGUACCGGAUCAUCACGCGCUACACCAACGGCCGGGAGACGAUCAACACCAUGGACCUGGGUGACCAGUUCCCGCCGCUGGUGUUCUGUCCGGUGCGCAGUUACGCGGCCGUCAGCGAGGCGCCGCUCUGCUAGAGCAGCGCGCCGGCCAGCGGGGCGGGACCGACCCGCGGCAGCGAGGCGACGGGGACAGCCCCGCCAGGGGACCUGCUGGUGGGCGAGCGUUCGGCGGCGCGUUCCCCGGCGUGGAGCUCGCGGAGCGCGGCGCGCUGCUCCGUCUCUGAAGCGCUA